This is a messenger RNA of Gymnogyps californianus (California condor), 3873 nucleotides long. It is a transcript of the gene MAP4K5, whose product is annotated as mitogen-activated protein kinase kinase kinase kinase 5. The coding region runs from base 42 to 2678 and encodes 878 amino acids. The transcript is spliced from 32 exons. The record is from RefSeq and is a predicted model, not a curated record. Gene Ontology annotation, molecular function: ATP binding; MAP kinase kinase kinase kinase activity. NCBI's taxonomy places the organism in Eukaryota, Metazoa, Chordata, Aves, Accipitriformes, Cathartidae. Gene Ontology annotation, biological process: protein phosphorylation.
GCUGCUCCCCUUCCCCCGGCGGGGGCUGCGCGGGGCUGGAGAUGGAGCCGGCGGUGCGGCCGAGCGGGGAUAUCCUGAGGCGGAACCCGCAGCAGGACUACGAGCUGAUCCAGCGGGUGGGGAGCGGCACCUACGGCGAUGUCUACAAGGCUAGAAAUCUUCAUACAGGAGAACUGGCUGCUGUAAAAAUAAUCAAGUUAGAGCCUGGAGAUGACUUUUCAUUGAUACAGCAAGAAAUAUAUAUGGUUAAAGAAUGCAAACAUUGCAACAUAGUCGCCUAUUUUGGGAGCUAUCUCAGCCGUGAGAAGCUGUGGAUAUGCAUGGAAUACUGCGGUGGGGGAUCCCUCCAAGAUAUUUACCAUGUAACAGGACCUCUGUCAGAGUUACAAAUUGCAUAUGUAUGCAGAGAAACUUUACAGGGUCUUGCUUAUUUGCAUAUGAAGGGCAAGAUGCAUAGAGAUAUAAAGGGUGCAAAUAUUCUACUAACAGACCAUGGAGAUGUCAAAUUAGCUGACUUCGGCGUAGCAGCAAAAAUAACAGCCACCAUUGCGAAGAGGAAAUCAUUUAUUGGUACCCCUUACUGGAUGGCCCCAGAAGUUGCAGCGGUGGAAAAGAACGGUGGAUAUAACCAGCUCUGCGAUAUCUGGGCGGUUGGCAUAACGGCGAUUGAACUUGCAGAGCUUCAGCCACCCAUGUUCGAUCUUCACCCGAUGAGGGCUUUGUUUUUAAUGUCAAAAAGUAAUUUUCAACCGCCAAAGCUAAAGGAAAAAGCAAAAUGGUCAUCAACAUUCCAUAAUUUUGUCAAAAUAGCACUUACAAAAAAUCCAAAGAAGAGACCGACAGCAGACAGACUCCUUUCUCAUAGCUUUGUAGGGCAGCCUGGUCUUUCAAGAUCUUUAGCAGUUGAGCUGUUGGACAAAGUUAAUAAUCCUGACAACCAUACACACUACGGUGAAGUUGACGAUGAUGAUUUUGAGCCUCACUCCGUUAUCCGCCAUACAAUUCGUUCUACGAACAGGAACAUUAGGGCAGAAAGAACAGCAUCGGAGAUUAACUUUGAUAAGCUGCAGUUUGAGCCCCCUCUACGGAAAGAAACAGAAGCUCGGGAUGAAAUGGUUGUGGCAGCUGGCACUGACUUUGCUUCGCAUUGGAAUCCUUUUGUUGAUGGUGGAAGCAGCAAGGGACUGCUUACAAAAUUUGGCGAUGGGAGUGAAGAUGUUGAAGAAUCAACACUAAAGCGAGCAGGGCCACCUCCGCUACCUCCUAAGCCGAGAAUAAACAGUUAUCCUGAGGAAAACCUCCCAGAUGAUGAGAAAUGUCAGACAAUAAAACAUUUCCCAGACUCGCAGAACAGAGCCCCACCAGCUCACAGGAGACAAAGUAUCCCUGUUUGUGGGCCUCAGGUUGAUUCUUCCCCCGUUGGCAUGACCAGCAGCAUCAGUAGCCCUGGAUUGCUCACAGCUAGAUACAGCGACGUAGGAAACGGGGAUGGCAUGCUGAAACUCAUUGAAGAAAAUGCAGAAGGGUCUGGACAAAUCCCUCAACUGCCACGUAAAAAAGAGAAACGAGAUUUUCCUAAGCCAGCAAUCAAUGGUUUACCACCAACACCGAAGGUGCUGAUGGGAGCGUGUUUUUCCAAAGUCUUUGAUGGUUGUCCUUUGAAGAUUAAUUGUGCAACAUCAUGGAUACAUCCCGAUACUAAAGAUCAGUACAUUAUCUUUGGCACGGAAGAAGGUAUCUAUACUUUGAAUUUGAAUGAACUUCACGAAGCAACAAUGGAACAGUUAUUUCCCCGAAAGUGCACCUGGCUGUAUGUUAUCAAUAACACCUUAAUGUCCUUGUCAGGGAAAACGUUCCAGCUCUACUCCCAUAAUUUAAUAGCUUUGUUUGAACAAGCCAAAAAAACAGGAUUAGCUGCUCAUAUUCAAACCCAUAGGUUUCCUGACAAAAUAUUACCAAGGAAGUUUGCCUUAACGACAAAGAUCCCUGAUACAAAAGGAUGCCACAAAUGCUGUAUAGUACGAAAUCCGUACACAGGACAUAAGUACCUGUGUGGUGCAUUGCAGUCUGGAAUUGUUCUACUACAGUGGUAUGAGCCAAUGCAGAAAUUCAUGUUAAUAAAGCACUUUGAUUUUCCUUUGCCAAGCCCUUUGAAUGUGUUUGAAAUGCUAGUGAUACCAGAGCAGGAGUACCCGAUGGUCUGCGUAGCUAUCAGUAAGGGUACUGAACCCAAUCAGGUAGUUCAGUUUGAGACAAUCAACUUGAACUCUGCUUCUUCGUGGUUUACAGAAAUUGGUGCAGGCAAUCAGCAGUUAGAUGCCAUUCAUGUAACGCAGCUGGAAAGAGACACUGUCCUAGUCUGCCUGGACAAAUUUGUGAAAAUUGUGAAUUUACAAGGGAAAUUGAAGUCAAGCAAGAAAUUGGCCUCCGAGCUGAGCUUUGAUUUCUGCAUCGAGUCAGUGGUGUGCCUUCAAGACAGUGUGCUGGCCUUCUGGAAACAUGGCAUGCAGGGCAAAAGCUUUAAGUCAGAUGAAGUUACCCAAGAGAUAUCAGAUGAAACCAGGGUUUUCCGCUUACUGGGAUCAGACAGAGUGGUAGUGUUAGAAAGCAGGCCAACAGAAAAUCCGACUGCACACAGCAAUCUCUACAUCUUGGCUGGACAUGAAAAUAGUUACUAAGCGACAGUAACCUAACGCAAAUAACAGAGUGAAUUUGCCACACGAGGAACAAAGGAGCAUUAGGAAACUCAGUACAAGCGGGACUGUGACUUACCGUUUCUUUUCUUGAUGCCUAAAUGAUGUUGUUUUAGGGUGGAAAUCAAUACAUUUUUGCAGCUGGGAACAGCUGGUUCUGUCUCUUGCCACUGUGUGGUUGGUUAUAUCGAGUUUGCUUAAUAAAAGCUAUGAGAUAAAUAGCCCUUUACUCAUUAGUUAUAGAGAAAGAGAGCCUUUAAAAAAAUGUUAUGCAGUAAAGGUGCCAUAAACUGUUAAAUAUUUUACUUCCUUGGAUUUUCCUUAUGUUCUGUAGAUAUAGAUAUAGUGCUGGCUGUUUCCCUGUUUUAUACUGAAUCUUAUUCUUAAUAAAAAAGAUUUGUGUAGGAAGUGAAAGUAUCUGCAAAGCUUUUUGGUUUUAAAUCUGCCAUUCAGUAUGGCUUUGUAUAAUAGACUAUUUAAUCCUUAUUUAUUAAUCUGCUGCUAGAAUGGUGUAAUGUAUCUAACUUUUAGCAAAGGAAGGUUGCAGAGCAGCUUACAAUUUUUUUUUUUACAGUUGUAUAAAGGUUUGAUUCUUCUUUUUUUCUUCUAGGGAUGUAGUGCAUUAUUGAGGGGUAUGUUACAAUGUUGGUUGAUCUUGUAAAAAUGCAGUUUUGUACAACAAAGUAUUUUGUAUUGAUUUUCUGCCUGCAGAAUUGCCAUAAAAGGGAUUUUCAUAUUUACUAGAUGUAGGGUGUGUGUACACAAAAUAUAAUAUUGAUAUCAGACAUGUUGCUACUGGGUGGGUGUGUACAAUAUACGUGUGUGUGUGCAUGUGUGUUAAGUUGACUGGCAGUGUGUAUUUUUUUUAUAUAUAUAUAUUUAUAUAUAUAUAAAAAUGUACAAAAUAUAUAUGCUUUAUUUUCAUAAAUUAGGGAUAAGCCUUGUGACGUGAAAUGGAAAUUGUACCUGGUCAUCAUCCUUAAUGAAUGAAAGUAUCAUGUAUCAAACUGCCCAUGACGUAUAGUUUAUUUAUACUGUUCCAGAGGGGAACCUAUAGCGAUAACGGAGCUUACGAGCUUUUUUGUUUGUACAGCCAUCCAACUGCUGUCAGUCAGACAGUCGUUUGGAAAUGGUUAUUUCCCCAGCUGUGUAGUAUAAAUAAAUAUGAUAAGAACCAGUA